UAAUCAGCUCGAUCACACAAGGCGCAGGGACGCAUUGCUCCUGUUCCUGGACAUCAGGCCUUGAAGCUCACGCCGGAUUCAGAUAAUGACUCCGAUGUGUUCGCAUGCUGCACAAGGCCGGACCUUGAAUGAAGAAGGAGACAGUGGCUCUUCCAUGCUUGCGAUCUUGGACGGUAUAUGCUGCCACAGCUUCGAUGUGCGCGGAAGUCAUGAGCGCACACUCACAUCACCGGGCGCUGUCUCGAACGUCGGCGAAGAAGCGAGGACACAGUAUCUACAACGAUGUCCCAAGAUAAGAGGUUCACCAUGAUCGACUACGGCACGGAAUUGGGUGUCAGAGGAGCGCUGCCAUCGGUUGACAUGUCCGAAGCUGCUUCGAUCGGGACUACCAUUCCCUUUCCGCGGUCUGAUUCCUGGGCUGACCUCAAGAACCUGAUCCUUUAAUGAC
Zymoseptoria tritici IPO323 is the source of this 448-nucleotide messenger RNA. RefSeq lists its product as uncharacterized. The transcript has a single exon. Lineage: Eukaryota; Fungi; Ascomycota; Dothideomycetes; Mycosphaerellales; Mycosphaerellaceae. The record is from RefSeq and is a predicted model, not a curated record. The coding region runs from base 86 to 310 and encodes 74 amino acids.